Messenger RNA from Colletotrichum higginsianum IMI 349063, 798 nucleotides. Its product is annotated as Serine threonine protein kinase. NCBI's taxonomy places the organism in Eukaryota, Fungi, Ascomycota, Sordariomycetes, Glomerellales, Glomerellaceae. The transcript has a single exon. Gene Ontology annotation, molecular function: protein kinase activity; ATP binding. Gene Ontology annotation, biological process: protein phosphorylation. The record is from RefSeq and is a predicted model, not a curated record. The coding region runs from base 1 to 798 and encodes 265 amino acids.
AUGUUCGAUAACCCUCCAGGGCCGAACUCGGCUCUCCAUGCGCAACAUGGUCACGACGAUGAGGUUCCAUCUUUGAACCAAAAGGGCGAGUUUGUCGCCAUCGGCUCAACAUCCUACGUUGAGCGCUUACCCAACGGUAUCAUCAUCAAGACAGCCUGGCCCGGCGGCGACCGCGCCCAACAGCGACGCCGCGAGAUCGCCACAGAGGCCGAGAUAUACGAUCGUCUUGGUGAACAUCCUUGUUUAGUGAAAAAGAAGGCCUGGGAUCCAGACGAACACACCUUGACCCUGGAAGGUAUGCCCAACGGAACGCUCAAAGGCUAUCUCGAGUCCCACGCGGACGUGCCUCUGGAACAGCGCAAAAAAUGGGCAAUCGAAGCUGUUGAGUGCGUACAGUUACUGCACAACUCGGGUGUUAUUCAUUGCGACAUUGGGCCACACAACUUCCUCCUGGACGACCGUCUUCGUCUUAAAAUCAUCGACUUUUCUGGGUCCUCCGUCGACGGCUCUCGCACUGAGAUCAGCCCCGGCACUCGAUACGCAGCCCCCACGCUGAGCCGCUCUUUGCAGUGGACCCCGACAGUCAAAGCCGACCUCUUCAGUCUAGGUUCAACGAUAUACUGCACUAUGACGGGCAAACCUCCGUUUGAGGAGUUUCAGAGUGAAGAUGUUCAGAAGAUGUAUAGCAACCAAGAAUUCCCCGACUUGGCUGACAUACCCUAUGGAGAUCUCAUCCGAGGCUGUUGGUCUCAGGACUUUGAGUCGGUGGACGGGCUGGUUCCUCGCUUGGACGUCUGA